AUGACAGGACGACGACGCGCGGCUGCGCGUCCUCGAGGCCGUGUCCGCGGCCGUCAUCUCACGGCGAGGGGCCAACACUCGCUUUGUUCAAGAUGGACAUAUGUUAUGGAUAUUCACAAAAAUGUACUUCUGAUGUUUGAGAGCCUGCACUCCUCAGAAGGGAUGGACUCGCAGUCAGGAUCCUCUUCACAGCAAGUUGGUAACCCUGCAGAGCAAGUUGGCAGUCCACUGUACGGAAGUGAAUAG
Molecule: messenger RNA, 246 nt
Organism: Cylicocyclus nassatus
Lineage: Eukaryota; Metazoa; Nematoda; Chromadorea; Rhabditida; Strongylidae
Source: the annotation of a GenBank genome assembly